This is a messenger RNA of Nematolebias whitei (Rio pearlfish), 2488 nucleotides long. It is a transcript of the gene sppl2b, whose product is annotated as signal peptide peptidase-like 2. Gene Ontology annotation, biological process: membrane protein proteolysis. Gene Ontology annotation, cellular component: lysosomal membrane; cytoplasmic side of endoplasmic reticulum membrane; lumenal side of endoplasmic reticulum membrane. NCBI's taxonomy places the organism in Eukaryota, Metazoa, Chordata, Actinopteri, Cyprinodontiformes, Rivulidae. Gene Ontology annotation, molecular function: methyltransferase activity; 2-oxoglutarate-dependent dioxygenase activity; aspartic endopeptidase activity, intramembrane cleaving. The coding region runs from base 1 to 2280 and encodes 759 amino acids. The record is from RefSeq and is a predicted model, not a curated record. The transcript is spliced from 14 exons.
AUGCAACACAUUAGGUCCUCCCUCCCCCCCUCCCUGGACCCCUACCAGUUUGCAUAUCGGUCAAACCGCUCGACUGAUGAUGCCGUCGCCACUGCUCUUCAUUCAGCCCUCACACAUUUGGACAAGAAAGACACCUAUGUCAGAAUGCUCUUCAUCGACUUCAGUUCUGCAUUCAACACAAUCAUUCCACAACAACUCAUCUGGAAACUGGACAGUCUGGGUCUGAACACAUCACUGUGCAACUGGCUGCUUGACUUCCUUACCGGAAGACCACAGGCAGUACGGGUUGGCAGCAACACAUCCAGCAUCAUCACUCUGAACACGGGGGCCCCACAAGGAUGUGUGCUGAGCCCCCUUCUGUUCACUCUACUAACCUACGACUGCUCUCCAUCACACCCCUCCAACCUCUUCAUCAAGUUUGCGGACGACACGACUGUGGUAGGCCUCAUCAGCAACAACGAUGAGUCACUCUACAGGAGCGAGGUGAGCCGGCUGGUCUCCUGGUGCAAACGCAACAAUCUCUUGCUGAACACAGAGAAGACCAAGGAGAUUGUUGUGGACUUCAGGAGAACUCAGACAAAACAUGCUCCACUAUCCAUCAACGGUGUUGUUGUGGAAAGGGUGAGCAGCACCAAGUUCCUGGGUGUGCACAUCUCUGAGGACCUCUCCUGGACCAUCAACACAGCAGCAGUGGCCAAAAAGGCUCACCAACGGCUCUACUUCCUCCGCAAGCGGAGAAGAGCGAGAGCCCCCACCCCGAUGAUGACAACCUUCUACAGGGGGGCCAUCGAGAGCAUCCUGAUGAGCUGCUCCACUGUGUGGUACGGGGCCUGCACAGCAUCCUGCCGCAAAUCCCUCCAGCGGAUCUCACGCCUUCAGAUCUAUGAUUUGACAUCUUCGGUCCUGUGCUUGCCCUCCGACGUCCCGGAGGGGGGCUUCCCGAAUCGCAUCCCAAUGGUGAUGAGGGGCAACUGCACUUUCUAUGAAAAGGUUCGCCUGGCCCAGAUUAACGGUGCCAAGGGCCUGCUCAUUGUCAGUAAGGAAAGGCUGACUCCACCAGCAGGGAACAAGACUCAGUACGAAGAGAUCGACAUUCCCGUAGCACUGCUGAGCUACUCUGAUUCGUUGGACAUAAGCAAGACCUUUGGAGAAGGAAGUCUUGUUGCCAUGUACGCACCCAAUGAGCCCGUGUUAGACUAUAACAUGGUGAUAAUCUUCUUGAUGGCGGUGGGAACCGUAGCCAUCGGAGGCUACUGGGCCGGCAGCAGUGACAGCAAAAAACGUUACAUGAAGCAUAAGCGGGACGACGGUGCGGACAAGCAGGACGAGGAGACGGUGGACGUCACCCCCAUCAUGAUCUGUGUGUUCGUGGUCAUGUGCUGCAACAUGCUGGUGCUCCUUUACUUUUUCUACGACCACCUGGCCCUUUGGGUCAUCGGGAUCUUCUGUGUGGCCUCCUCUGUCGGCCUCCACAGCUGCCUGUGGCCGUUUGUCAGGAGAAUUCCUUUCUGCAAGUGCAGGAUCCCUGAGAACAACCUGCCGUACCUCCACAAGCGGCCACAGAUCCGCAUGCUGCUGCUGUCGGCGCUCUGCAUCGGCGUCAGCAUCAUCUGGAUGGUGUUUCGCAACGAAGACCAGUGGGCGUGGGUGUUGCAGGACGCCCUGGGGAUUACCUUCUGUCUCUACAUGCUCAAAACAGUCCGAUUGUCCACAUUCAAGGCUUGCACUUUACUUCUGUCAGUUCUGUUUGUUUACGAUGUUUUCUUCGUAUUCAUUACACCCUUCUUUACAAAGAGUGGGGAAAGUAUAAUGGUGGAGGUAGCGGCAGGUCCCUCUGACUCCGCCACUCAUGAAAAGCUCCCCAUGGUGCUCAAGGUGCCGAGGUUAAACUCUUCUCCUCUGGCUCUUUGCGACCGACCCUUCUCCCUCCUGGGCUUUGGAGACAUCUUAGUACCAGGUCUGCUGGUGGUGUACUGUCACCGAUUUGACAUUUUAACACAAUCCUCUAGGAUCUACUUUGUGACCUGUACGAUUGCGUACGGGAUCGGCCUGCUGAUCACCUUCGUGGCUCUGGCCGUGAUGCAGAUGGGCCAGCCAGCCUUGCUCUACCUAGUGCCUUGCACUCUGAUCACCAGCCUCGCCGUAGCGCUGUGGCGCAAGGAGUUGCCCCAGUUCUGGACUGGAAGUGGAUUUGUGCCUCCCAUAGCGCUCACGCCAAUCAACUGCACGCAAACCGCAGAGCUACAGCCGCCCCCGCAGGUGCAGGAACCCUCAGCCUAAGAAGCCACAGAGCCCACCCAUCAGGGCGAAGACACGCCCGAGCAGCCGCCUCCGGAAACGCCCCUGGAGGAGAAAACCGAAGACCAAACCGACAACUAGUAGAUCAUUUUCCCCAUUUCACUUCAUGUUUCAAUUCACUUUUCUGCAGCACGUCUGUCGGUGGAUGUUUUAAACCCGAAACGUUUAACUUGCACUCGUUGCGAAGGAA